AUGAGUGAUCUCCAGCGGGCAUUUGCCCGCGCUCAUCUAUCUCGUUUACCGCCCGAGCCUCCUCCUCCCAUUCUCGACGAGCGUGACGAAGAGCAAGAGGAUCAGCCCCUCCACACUCCGGGGUCUCCGAACGACUCGUCAUCGUCGGCAUCGUCAACCUCCUCGACCGGCACCAUAGUCCCCUCCCCCAGCCGAAAACUAUUUGAAAGACCAAGAGGGUCCGCAAAAUCCCGCUCAACGGCUCUGCCGUGGGAAGACUUCUUCUCGCAAUCACUGUCGUUUGAGCAAAAGACCCCCUCGGAGACGAUCAACCACCACGUCUAUUUCACGCCGCCGACAUCCACCGGCCCUUUGAUAGUUACACACCACGGCGCCGGUUCCUCCGGUCUGUCAUUUGCCGCCUUCACAAAUGAGCUCCUCAGUCUCCUCCCGAGUGCCGGAGUGCUCUCCCUUGACGCCCGCGGCCACGGUCAGACGACGACGACCACCUCAUCCGGCGGGCCCCCGCCAACCCAGGAUCUGAGCCUGACCACGCUUGCCGAGGACGUAGCCUUUGUCGUCAACGCCGUGAAGACGCUCUCAAAGUGGCCGAGCCUACCUGACAUUGUCCUCAUCGGCCACUCUCUGGGCGGGGCCGUGGUGACAGAAGUCGCCCACGAACGCCUCCUGGGCAAUGCCCUGUUGGCAUACGCCGUCCUCGAUGUCGUCGAGGGCUCUGCCAUGGACGCGCUGUCGAGUAUGGACACGUACCUUUCGACACGGCCCAGGUCGUUCCCCUCUCUGGCGUCGGGCAUUGAAUGGCACCUCAAAUCGCGUACGAUACGAAAUACGACAUCCGCACGUGUUUCGGUCCCGUCGCUGCUCAUCGAGGCCAAGACCAAAGACCUGUGGUUUUGGCGGACGGAUUUGGGGGCCACGAAGCCCUUUUGGGAAGAUUGGUUCGUUGGAUUGUCCAAAAAGUUCCUCGAAUCGCGCGGUGGAAAGCUCCUACUUCUUGCCGGCACUGAUAGACUUGACAAGGAGUUGAUGAUCGGACAAAUGCAAGGCAAGUACCAACUACAGGUUUUCCCGGACAGUGGUCACUUCAUCCAAGAGGAUCAGCCCGCACGAACCGCGCAAAUCGUGGCCGAUUUUUAUAGAAGAAAUGAUAGGAGCGCCCUUGUUCUGCCACCCAAGGUGGACGACCUCAUUAAGCAAGGGAAACUCAAGCCUGCAGGCCAGAAGGAAGUAUAG
Exophiala spinifera is the source of this 1233-nucleotide messenger RNA. RefSeq lists its product as uncharacterized. The record is from RefSeq and is a predicted model, not a curated record. Gene Ontology annotation, biological process: protein demethylation. Gene Ontology annotation, molecular function: protein methylesterase activity. Bases 1 to 1233 code for a protein of 410 amino acids. NCBI's taxonomy places the organism in Eukaryota, Fungi, Ascomycota, Eurotiomycetes, Chaetothyriales, Herpotrichiellaceae. The transcript is spliced from 3 exons.